GGCGGACCUUCCGGACCUGUCGGACCUGCUGGACCUGUCGGACCUGCUGGACCUGUCGGACCUGCUGGACCUGUCGGACCUGCUGGACCUGUCGGUGCUGGCCCACAAGGUCAACCGAGUACCAGUGGUUCUUUCGGAUUCGGCGUCCCAAGCGCAGGCUUACCCUUUGCCGCGGGAUCAAGCGGACCCCUAGGAGCUCUUCCCAGUGGCACUGCAGGAUCCCCUACCGGUGUUUCCGGUGGUUUCCCUAGCGGUUUCCAUGGUGCUUUCCCUGGCGGUUUCCAUGGCGGUUUCCAUGGCGGUUUCCAUGGCGGUUUCCCUAGUGGCCCGAGCGGCGUAUCCCCCGCUGGUGGCCCCGGAUCUGCUGGUCCUAGCGCUGCACCAUCAGGUGGCCGACCUGGCGCAGCAGCCGGAGGCUUCCUUCCCAGUGGAGGCGUCCCUGGAGCAUGGUACCCUGGUAGCUACAAUGUAUGGCCGGUUUAUGGCCCAGUAUAUUACGGACAUGGCGGAAACGGCUUUGGUGAUGGCUACGGUUUUGGCUUUGCUGGCGUUCCUCUUGGCGGAUAUGCCUACGGUCCUUUCGGAGACUACUUCGGCGAUAACGGCUACUGGGGCGGCCUCGGUGGCUAUGGUUAUGGGGUCCCUGCCCCCGGUUUGUCCUGGGGCCCUCAGGGUUCUGGAGGUUUUGGAGCCUCUUCGUCUUCUGUGGGUUCUGUCGGGGGCCAGGGCACAGCAAGGAGCACCCCUGCAGCUGCAGGAGUUGGUGGAGCUGCCAGUUCUAGCAGCGCUAGCCAAUCACCAGCGAGGCAAUAAGCAACCAUCGUCACCCUUCCUGGCAACACUACAAAAGCCAAACUAAUAUCUGCGCUUUUCUGGACAAUAAAAAAAGUACAACAGAUAUUCCAACGCUAAGAAAAUGUGACAAUUCGACAAGAUAAACUUAUUUACUACACAAUGAAUAAAACAGCCAAUCUUUCAACAGAAA
Dermacentor silvarum is the source of this 985-nucleotide messenger RNA. RefSeq lists its product as uncharacterized. The transcript is spliced from 3 exons. NCBI's taxonomy places the organism in Eukaryota, Metazoa, Arthropoda, Arachnida, Ixodida, Ixodidae. The record is from RefSeq and is a predicted model, not a curated record. Bases 260 to 859 code for a protein of 199 amino acids.